UGCUGAGUAGAGCGAGCAGCAGGCGCACUACGAGAUCAAGUGUGGGAGUGUGUGUUUGUUUGUGUGUCUGAGAGAGACAGAGAGGGAGAGACUCAUUGGAUAACCACUGUAUUGUGACGCCAACAGAGUAGUCUGUAGUAAGACAGAGGAAGAAUAGAAGGGUGUUUGCUCCUAGGAGUUGCAGGAAAAGUCUGAAGAGAAGGAGUGAGUGUUGGAGGAAGGAAAAAUAGACUGAGAGAAGCCCCCCCAUCCACCCACCCACCCACCUUCCCCAGAGAGCAGGAGGUAAACCGCCGGUAAGCAAAUAUUAAUGACCUGACAAAAGAGCACACAGCAUCCCUGUGUUGAUCAGACAGCCUAACCCUGGAACCGCGCAACACAAGAGCCUGGAUACAUAUACACACUCAGCCACACACGCGCAAGACGAGCCCCCCGCGCUGCUUUCCACUCACUCAUGAUCGUCACUCCCACCACACGCAGACACAAGGGCCACGCUGAUACAGCCAGAGGAGUGGAGGAGAGAAGAAGAAGAGGACACUUGCCCUGUUGUGGGACUUUGUCAAAGUAAAAGGUGUCACUGGAUUUUUUUUUUUUUUUUAGCUUUAUUUUUUCUUUUCUUUUUUACCCUUGAAAUCAGAGUCCUCUUUUUGCGCUGACCUUUUCAAGCCCCCCUCCCCAAGGAGCAAAGAUGAGCUGCAGGAAAAGGUGCAAGCGGGAGAUCUUCAAAUUCGCGCAGUACCUGUUCAGACUCAUCACAGGCACGCUUAACACCGACAGCGUUGAAGAUGAGCUUGAACUAUCUGCAGUCCGCCAUCGCCCCGAGGGCCUGGAACAGCUUGAAGCCCAGACACGUUUCUCCCGCAAGGAGCUACAGAUCCUAUACCGUGGCUUCAAGAAUGAAUGCCCCAGUGGAGUCGUCAACGAAGAAACUUUUAAAGACAUCUACUCACAGUUCUUCCCACAAGGAGAUGCUUCAACAUAUGCACAUUUCCUGUUCAAUGCAUUCGACACAGAUCACAAUGGCUCUGUGAGUUUUGAGGAUUUUGUUAUGGGUCUCUCUAUCCUUCUGCGAGGCACAGUCCAAGAAAAACUCAACUGGGCUUUCAACCUUUACGAUAUCAAUAAAGACGGAUAUAUCACUAAAGAGGAAAUGCUGGACAUCAUGAAGGCCAUCUACGACAUGAUGGGAAAAUGCACAUACCCUGUCCUCAAAGAGGAGACACCUCGUCAGCAUGUAGAAGUAUUCUUUCAGAAGAUGGAUAAGAAUAAAGAUGGAGUGGUAACCAUAGACGAGUUCAUCGACUGCUGCCAAAAUGAUGAAAACAUCAUGCGAUCAAUGCACCUCUUUGAAAAUGUUCUUUAACUUUUACUUGAUGGUGGAGGCUUUGGAAAGGAACAUCAUCUUUAGCUUGGCCCAAUAACUGACUUGGACUCAUACUGUGUACAGUGUGCUAUGCAGACUUUUGACCAUAGAUAAAAUAUUGUUCAUUACUGUGGGCCACAUGUAGGAGUAGGCAAUAUGGUGUGAACACUCUGGAAUUAGUCGCCUUUUGAACAUUUUAUUGAAUAACUUUGGGGAAAUUUAUGACAUAAAAGUGAAUAGAAAGGAGAUAAAAAUGGUUUUUGCAGCUAUGGUUGAAUUUCAAAAUGAAAACAUCAUAACUUCAAGGUUUAUUUACACCAUCUGUCUCUGGAGUGUCUUUCUAUUUGCUGAACACUGGGUUCUGCAAACUGUUAGCCUCCAACAUUAUAAAACUUUCUGAUGAGAGGAUCCAGACAGGUUUCUUCUGUCUCUAUUGCAGCCUUGUUUUAUUUACUGCCAAGUGAAAUCACUGUGACUUUUUACAGCAUCAAAGAAAAAAAAAACAUAACAAAAUAUCUGAGAUAACUUCACAUUGGUCUCUGUUUUACAUUCCAGACUGGUUCUCAAUUCCAGAGUGUUCUUACCCCGGCUUAGUUAACCAUUGUGGUCUGUCUUUUUGCUCUUUGAAGGAAGCAUUUAGAGAAAAAAAAACACAUACCAUUUUAAAUUGUAUAUACUAUAGAUAAAGCAGAUAGAUAAGAACUCUAUGAGAAACUUUUCAACUUUGUUCAUGUUUACUUGCCAACUAGAAUGAGACAACACAAGGAUUGUAUUGAUGUCAAAAUCGGACCAUAAUAUCGAUGGUUUGUCUACAGAAGCACACAGGUAGCUAUAUUUACCAUGAGUAUAACAUUAGAUGAUAUCUUUGUCAUAAAAGAAAUGCUGCUUUCAGUGUAUUUCAUUUAACCGUAUGUAUGUAUAUUCCCUGUAAAGUAAACAAUCUAUCAAUAUGUUUUUAUUUAGUUUUUGAAGCACUGUUUAGGAGUUUACACUAAGAGCAGUGUUUGAGGUUAUUUAUAUGGUAUUAUGGUCAUUGUACAAAAGAUUGUCAGUUGUACAGUAUUAAAAUGAAAAUUCGCUCUCGGGUGAAUUUCAGGUCUUAAGA
This is a messenger RNA of Lates calcarifer (barramundi perch), 2468 nucleotides long. It is a transcript of the gene kcnip4a, whose product is annotated as potassium voltage-gated channel interacting protein 4a. Gene Ontology annotation, biological process: regulation of potassium ion transmembrane transport. Gene Ontology annotation, cellular component: voltage-gated potassium channel complex. The record is from RefSeq and is a predicted model, not a curated record. The coding region runs from base 689 to 1363 and encodes 224 amino acids. Gene Ontology annotation, molecular function: potassium channel regulator activity; calcium ion binding. The transcript has 8 exons. Lineage: Eukaryota; Metazoa; Chordata; Actinopteri; Centropomidae.